GUCACCGCGAUGCGUGCAUAUAAAACAGCUGAAAGUGCGUGUGGUGGGAGGCACUCCCCAAAAUCGAACCAAACCGACUGCAACAUACCCGCAAGUAGACACCCCGCCAUACGACUCUGCUUCAGUUUGUGGUUGAGCUGCUUUCGAUAGCGGUGUGAGGAUUAGUGGAUCGCUCCUGAGUGAUCAAAUGUGCAGUGUCAGUCCGCUUGAAACGGUGUUAGCAGAGUAGAAAGUGCGUAUAAUCCAUUUAGCCAUGCCUUCAGGAUGCAUCUGCAUAACAGUGAUAACUGUUCUAUCAAUGUUCUCGCUUGUCGUGAGCAAACCAUUCCUUGGCGAUCUUCUGGCACGUGCGAUAGCUUCGUCCUCUACGCCCGACGACCCACAGUCGCACAUAACGGACUUUCGAAUGAUGAUGAAAAUGGACAAGAAGGCUGAUAAACUGCAGUUGAUCGACACAAAAGCGAACAACACUCAGCAAAGUCCAGAGGAGGAGCCACCGAUAACGUUCGCCAACGACCAAACGACCACGCCAGCAACCACCACUACGCUGUGGCAACGAUGGAACAGAACCGAUCUUUUGGCGCGCAUCAUCGACGACAUAAUCAAACCAGCACAGGAACGCAUCACGCUGGUGUUUCAAACCCUCGUGCCCAAGAAUGGUGCCGAAGAGCGGGACAAAAUGAAACAGUUCUCGACGAACGAUGACUCCCAGAUGGCAUCGGUGGCAGAACAUUCAUUGAACGCCACGGCCGACAAUAAUGACUCCGAUGAGCUCGAUUCGGAUCUUGAGCCACUGCAGCACGAUAGUGACUCUGCUUUGUUCGAUCGCGGUGCUAACGGAACCACGCUUCUGGGACAGUUUCAGGCACGGCGAAAGGUUCUGCGACGACGAGUAGCGAAGGCACUGUCGUCCAUUACCGGACUCUUAAUACUGGCAGCAAACACACGACGAGAAGGCAACUCGCGCAGUACUCGAUCGAUAACAGUAGCAUCGGACGGCGCAGACUUGUCGGGAAGGGAAAAACGUGCCCUGGUCGAGCUACCGCCCAAUGUGGUGGACCCGUACGCAGAUUAUACCGAAGCGCUGCUUGCGGAAGACUCUGGUGCUGAUACGGAACCGCGGCGCAAUAUGGAAACGGUCGGUAUAUUUCUGCUGGAGGUGCUCGGAUCGUUCGCUGGCUUUUCUUGGGGCAUCUUUAAAACGGCUCAGUCGUUCUUUUCGUACGCCAUAAGCUAAAGAUGGUAUUUCUCAGUUAGGGGCGAGUAAGUUACAUUAUGUAAAUUAAUAAGUAUAUG
This is a messenger RNA of Anopheles arabiensis, 1296 nucleotides long. RefSeq lists its product as uncharacterized. The record is from RefSeq and is a predicted model, not a curated record. Bases 254 to 1237 code for a protein of 327 amino acids. The transcript has 2 exons. NCBI's taxonomy places the organism in Eukaryota, Metazoa, Arthropoda, Insecta, Diptera, Culicidae.